CAAACAGUAAACACGGAAAAGUGGUUAUGGCGGAUAGAAAUGAGAAGUUGCUGCUAGAGCUACUGAAACGACCAGGAAAUGGUGAAUGCGUUGACUGUGGGAGUAAAGGUCCAGAAUGGGCGUCUUACAACAUCGGAAUAUUUGUGUGUACUCGUUGUGCAGGAAUUCACCGCAGUCUAGGAGCUCACAUUUCAAAAAUAAAACAUUUAAAACUUGAUAGGUGGGAAGACUGUCAAGUUGAAAGAAUGAAGUCAGUGGGAAAUAUCACUGCCAAGGCAAAGUACGAAGAAAAUGUACCUCCUUGUUAUCGACGUCCAGUUGAAGGUGAUCCACAAGUUCUUGUUGAACAAUGGAUACGUGCAAAAUAUGAGCGAGAGGAGUUCAGUCAUCCUGGCCGACAAAAAUAUGUAUCAGGUUAUAUGGAAGGAUAUUUGAUGAAACGAGGGAAAGACGACAACCGUUAUCAUCCUAGAAAAUUUAUUCUUUCAGAAGCUGAGGAUACACUCAGAUAUCAUGUAAAAGAGAAGAAGGAUCCAAAAGCAAUAAUAAGACUGUCGGAACUAAAUGUAGCAUUCUCACCAGAAAAAAUAGAACAUGCCAAUUCUCUUCAGUUAACCUAUCUUAAAGAAGGAACUACUAGACAUAUUUAUGUGUACCAUGACAGCUCACAAGUAAUAGUUGAUUGGUACAUGGCAAUACGAUGUGCCAAACUGCACAGGCUGCAAGUUGCGUAUCCUGCAGCUAGUGAAUCAGAGCUGGUAGAUCAUCUAACCAAGGACUUUGCAAGAGAAGGUUGGCUGUGGAAAACUGGUCCAAGAAGUUCAGAUUCAUACAAAAAACGUUGGUUUACUUUGGACAACAGAAAACUUAUGUAUCAUGAAGACCCUAUGGAUGCACAUCCAAAAGGUGAGAUAUUCCUUGGGCAUAUGUUAGAUGGCUAUAGUGUGAGAGUAGGUGUUCCACCAGGUGCAAAGGACCUGAAAUUUUCGUUCACCUUACGGACACCAGAACGAGCAUAUCAUCUGUCUGCAGAAACUGAGGAUGACAGAGAUGAAUGGAUACAAGUUAUAACGAAGGUCUUGGAAAGGCACAUGACUCCUCAAGAUAGCUCAGUGGCAUCACGUCUCAUCCGUAAACGGGCAUCUGGAGCUGGAGUACACAUUUUUUCAAGCAGAUCAAGGCCAGAAUCGCACAAUUCACCAAAGUCAACACCAGGACGAGACACUCCUCUGAGCCAUCACAGUACAUCAGCUGAUGGACAGUGAGGCCUGUCAUGACAAUAGUAAUAACAGAACACCACCAUCUCAUAAAAUUAUACAGUGUUUUUAAUUACAUAAUUUUAAUUGAAUGUACUGCUGCAGUAUGAUGUCACUCUUAGGCAAUAAGUAUUCUGUUCCAUUCUUUAACAGAGAGAAUUGUGAUAUAAUUGCAGUGUAAGGAUUUUACCUGAUGAGUGAUGGUAUUCAGAAUAUAUAGUAUUAAUAAGCAGUGGUCACACUUUUAGGUGCCUUGAAAUAUUUUGCUUGAAAUAAUUUUUAAAAGAUCAUUUGGCACAGUCACAGUUACACUUCUUAUUAGAUUUAUGUUUUAUGCCAUUUUCACUGCCACUUUGUAGAAAUAAAUGAAGAUUUUUUAGGAAAUCAAACUUUAGUACCUAUGCAAAAGGUUGUUGAAACAGUUUAUAUUCAUGUAGGAAACAAAAUACUGUUGUUUUAAAGUAACACAUCUUUCGAGUCUUGAAGAUGAAAAUUUGGUCAGUUUUAGUUGCUAACUGUACAUUUUUUAUACCUUAAACAACUGACAAUUUUGUAUUUAUUGUAGGGAGGAUUUGUGUAUCUCUCUCUCUCUCUCUCUCUCUCUCUCUCUCUCUCUCUCUCUCUCUCUCUCUCUCUCUGUGUGUGUGUGUGUGUGUGUGUGUGUGUGUGUGUGUGUGUGUGUGUGAGAGAGAGAGAGAGAGAGGGAGGGAGGAGGGGGGGGGGGAGUGUCGGGUCCCCUUUUUUUUUCCCUCAAGCAGGAUUUGCUUAUCUGUCCAACCAUUACUCAAGAUGUGAUGCAGCUGCAUAAUACAUAUUUCAGAUGAUAACUAAGUAUGACUCAUUAACUGUGCUACAAUAGUAUUUGGGCAUUUCUCAUUUUCCAGUUCCUGUUUUAGAUGCCAAUUUACCGCAAUAGAAGUACUUAUGUACUUCAGUCAACAUUGCUUUCUCUUUGCCUUAUUCGGAAGUAAAAUCAUCCAUGAUUUUACACUUCAAACAAUGUUGUAGUUCAUUUUCACAUUAUAUUUGUAACUAAAUAUUAAUAAAAUAUUGUUAUGUCUUCAGUGAAACUUAGGUCUUGGAUUUAUGCCUCCAGAUUUUCUUUGGUUGCAUUUUUCCAUUACAUCAAAAGUCAUGUGUGCAACAUUCAUAAUAACAGAAACCGAUAUCAUAAAUGUGUUACUGUUAACAGAAUAUUCAAUUCAUACAAUAUUUAGCAAACAUUCAUUUUCAAAACUUACCAAUAAAUUUGAUACAUUGCUGUGAAUCCCACAAUAUUGUUGCUGUUUUGAAUUAAAGUAAAUGCACCCAGAGCAACUUUGUACUUCAUUACUGUUGAUGCCUUUAUUGGAUUUGACAUGGUUAACAACAUAUGUUGAAGUCUGUGGGUUUAUGCCUGUGAAUCUGAAACAUCAGAUCAUAAAAGGUACCAGUUGUCCAGAGCUGCAAAGCCAGUUAAUGACUGUGUUACAAUGUUCAGCUUUGGCCAAGAUUCACAUUUUUGGAUUAAGUCAUGGGCUCCGAGUGGUUAUGUAUCUGUUAUACAGGGGGAACCAAAAUUUGCAAACUUGGAUCCCACACUGCAAUUCCUUGCAGUCCAACAGUGCAAAAAUGUCUCAAGCAGGAUUUUGUCCUGUACAUCUUUUCCGAAAGAAAAAAAGGUGUUAAUGAAAGACAGGUUGGCAUGAAUGACAAGUAUCUUCAUUCAAUACUGCAAAGCUGUAUCUCCCAGUUAGUGCAGUGGGCAGAGUUUUGCAUUAGAAUAUUCCAGUCUGAGAGGUCAAUUCUGAACUAAGUUCUUUUUCUUAUUUUCUAAUUUUGAUCUGUCCAAUAACGCUGUGGAAUACUAUGUUUAUUAAAUGAUAUAUAUAUCCUACAACUAGUUUUUUAAUGUGCAACAUAAUACUAUUGGUCAAACAUUUGAGAAAUAUUCAUACUCAAUUAAAGAAAUUACUUAUUAUAGGACAGAAAUUCUAUUUCAGUAUUAAAUAAAUGCACUUGUUUUGUAUAAGACUUGCUGUAAUUGCUGCAUGAUAAUUAAGAAGCCAAGUACCACAUCAUGCUGUCUAAAAUUAGAACAUAAAAAGAUUUACACCUAAACCAAGAAAUGAAAUCUUGAACUUGGGUAUUAUAAUGUAGUAACUGGGCAGCCUAUUCACAUAGUAUUGAAUGAAUAUACUUUUCAUAGAUGUGAUUGCAGUGUUGCCAAAUUUCCAUUCUUUGACAUCCAUUUUCUACUGAAAAUAUGGGUGGGAUGAAAUUUUGUUAGAUGCCUUUUUGUACUGUUAGAAUGCAAGGAAUUGUCCUGUAGUAUCCAAUUGCACAAAUUUUGGUUCACCUUGUAUAUUGUACACUGAUAGUGAAUGUGUUACACACACACACACACACACACACACACAGACAGACACACAUGUAUCAGAAGCCAAAGACUGUAGUUUCAUUUGUUUCUGAUUUCUUGUUAAGUAGGGUUACCGAUGUAAGCAUAUAUUGCUUAGCUGCUUGAACAUAUCUAUUUGAUGUAAUUUCAUUCUGUAAAUUAAACAAAACAGCUUCAUCAUCAUACUACUACUACUACUAAUAAUAAUAAUAACAAAAAUAAUAAUAAUAAUAGCCGUCAUCGUCGUCAGGUGUGUUUUCUGUAUCCUUGCUCUGAAUUGUGUGUUUUGUUGUUCACACAGAAAGAGGGGAAAAAAACAGCGUGAACAUACAAGUUCUUCAUUGACAAUAUUCUAUCCUGGCUUUUCCUUUGGCUUUUCCUUCCAUAAGCUUGAAUCAUUCUCAUUGUGGAGAAGAAUACAUCUUCUCUUAAGAAUCCUUUAACCUUGGGCUUAAGUUCAUUUUAUAAAUACAUGUAUACCAGCUACAUAUGUAAAAUUUAUUACAGACGAAGAUAAUGUUCCUUAUAACAUUGUCUUACACUUGAAUUAUAAAGUAGAUGCUUACUAUCUAUCCAAUAAUGCAACAUAUGAGUUAAAUUCAUUGACUUCUUGAGAGAUGGUUGGACACUAAAACCAAGUACGCAAGUACCAUGUUUCAAAUUCAGUGUGCAGUUCAUUACAUUAUUUUUUGCUGUUAUUAAUUAUAUUUGCUUUUUAUGUACUGUUGUAGAACUAAGUAUCAUUGUACCUGUGAAAUAUUGACAUUAGUGACACUUCUACCAAUGAAGAUUCUUGCUGUAAUGUUCAGUGCCUAUAAAAAUCACACCAUUUUAAUUACUUAUGAGUAAAAAAGUUAAUUGAUCAGGAUUCUUGGUUCCUCCCCAUACAUUUUCAAGAACAACUAUUAUUUCAUUUUUGCUGUUGUAAUGAAUAGCCCUAGACAAAGAAUAGUUACCCAGUUCUUGCCAGUGUACUAUAAAUAGAGAUUUUUGACAUCAAAAUAAUAUAUUGGUGCAAUAUAAUACUAUUUUGUAGGUCUAAGUAUCAGAUACUGUACAAUUAAUUAAUUUUAAUGUGGCUGUUGAGUUUAAGGUGUUAAUUAAGAAUAUCUCAGAGUGGUGUGUGUGUGUGUGUGUGUGUGUGUGUGUGUGUGUGUGAGGGAGAGAGAG
Messenger RNA from Schistocerca serialis cubense, 4803 nucleotides. RefSeq names its product arf-GAP with dual PH domain-containing protein 1-like. The transcript is spliced from 8 exons. Gene Ontology annotation, molecular function: GTPase activator activity; phosphatidylinositol bisphosphate binding. Gene Ontology annotation, cellular component: intracellular membrane-bounded organelle; plasma membrane. Gene Ontology annotation, biological process: positive regulation of GTPase activity. The record is from RefSeq and is a predicted model, not a curated record. Bases 27 to 1265 code for a protein of 412 amino acids. NCBI's taxonomy places the organism in Eukaryota, Metazoa, Arthropoda, Insecta, Orthoptera, Acrididae.